AUGGAUAAUAUGACAUACAAUCAACGAUUUGGUAAUGUCUGUAAACAUGCUGAUUAUAUACGUGACUAUACAGCUGAUCUUGAUAAUAAUUUAUGGUGUCGUUUAACAAUGGUAUUUCCUGCUACUCAACCUGAUCGUUUAAAAAAUAAUAUAUUAACAUAUAUAAAUAGAUUUAUUGAAACAUUUGAUGAAAAUGUUUAUAUGAAAAUUCAUCUUCAAUGUUAA
This is a messenger RNA of Rotaria sordida, 225 nucleotides long. NCBI's taxonomy places the organism in Eukaryota, Metazoa, Rotifera, Eurotatoria, Philodinida, Philodinidae. The record is from the annotation of a GenBank genome assembly.